GCCGGCCCACCCUUACUUUCCAUGCACGUUAAAUCCCCCCUCCCCUUCUCCCUCAGCUCUCUAAUGGGUUCUUCCCUCUCAUCCUGAAUUAUAACUAUAACCCUAACCCUAACCCUAAUCCUGAAGCUCCAAUCUUAGCUACCAAUGGAUCGCUUGCUGAGGCUCGAACCGUCGAACAGAGUGGUGGUCCGGAUCGAACAGGGCCAGCGAUGCUACGGUUCACUUACUCUUCGCAACGUGAUGUAUACCAUGCCAGUUGCAUUCCGGCUCUUGCCACUGAACCGGAGCCGGUUCGCUAUCCGACCUCAAACCGGAAUCAUCGCCCCCCUCGCAACCCUAACGGUGGAGAUCACAUACCUCCCCCCGCCGCCGCCUUCUUCAAUCCUGCCGGAAUCAGCCCCGAACUCCGACGAUACAUUCUUCCUCGACUCCGUCGUCGCUCCCGGCGCUUCGGUGAAGGAUGGAGCCGCAUUCUCCUCACUUGAAUCCGUUCCCGCCGACUGGUUCAUGGCGAAGAAGAAGCAGGUCUUCUCCGAUUCAGCUCUCCGCGUUUUCUUCGUCGGAUCCGCCGUACUUUCUCGUCUUGUUUCAGACGGCGACAUGGAGAAAGUACGCGAGGUUUUCGAAGCCAGCGAUCCUGAAUGGCACUCGGCCGAUUCCACCGAUGCGCAAGGGCAAAGUCUUCUGCAUCUCGCCAUUGCCCGCAGUCGCGCCGAUAUGGUGCAGCUGAUACUCGAAUUCGGAGCAGACGUCGAAGCCCGGAGCAGCGCAGGCCGAUCGCCGCUCGAAUCGGCGGCAGCGAUCGGCGAGGCGUUGAUGCUCCUCGCGCGGGGAGCUUCCACCCGCCGCUCCUCAGGUUCGUCGUGGUCGCCAUUGCAUCACGCGGCGGCGGGAGGGCAUUUGGAGGUACUACGGAUUCUGCUUCUGAAAGGUGCACAGCCGGACGUAGCGGCGCCAGACGGGCGGACGCCGCUGCAUAUCGCGGCGGAGGAACGACGCCGAGAUUGCGUGACGGCGUUACUAGCGGCCGGGGCGCGCGGCGACGCUCCCGCCGGAGCGACGGGGAAUACGGCGCUGCACAUGGCGGCGGCGGUGGGGGAUGAGGCGACGGCGAGGAUUCUAGUGGAGAAGGGAUGCGCGGGGUUAAAGGAGGCGAGGAACGCGGCGGGGAAGACGGCGUAUGAUCUGGCGGCAGAAGAAGGGCAUGCGAGGCUAUUAGGGUUGUUGAGGCUGGGGGAAGGAUUGGCGGCUGCUGCGAGGAAAGGGGAAGGGGGGAUUGCGGUGAGGGCGAUAGAGAUGGGGGCGGCGGUAGAUGGGAGAGAUGGAUGGGGAUGGACGGCAUUGAUGAGGGCGGGGUUUAAGGGGAGGGUGGAGGUAAUGAAGCUUUUGAUUGAGAAAGGGGCGGGGGUGGAUGCGAGGGAUGAAGAAGGGUAUACGGCGCUGCACUGUGCGGUGGAAGCAGGGCAGGCGGAAGCUGUGGAGGUAUUGGUGAAGAGGGGGGCGGAUACGGAGAUGAGGACGGGGAAGGGGAGGACGGCGAUGGAUAUAGCGUCCUCAUUGGGGUAUGCGGGGAUUGUCAGGAUAUUGUUGCAGGGUGGUGCGGCGGUGCUGAAAGCUGUAUUUUUCUACCAUAUUCGAUUACCCGCUGUGGCUGUUAGAAAAAUGUGGUCUGACUUUUUGAACAAUUUCACUGUUGCUUCUUUAAUAGUUGCAGCUGCUCUAAAUAGACCCUUAGCUUUCACAAAAAAGUUUGGUCAAACUUAUCCACUUGUUAAAAGUGCAAGGUGA
This is a messenger RNA of Phalaenopsis equestris, 1788 nucleotides long. Its product is annotated as ankyrin-3-like. Lineage: Eukaryota; Viridiplantae; Streptophyta; Magnoliopsida; Asparagales; Orchidaceae. Gene Ontology annotation, molecular function: protein binding. The record is from RefSeq and is a predicted model, not a curated record. The transcript has 2 exons. The coding region runs from base 145 to 1788 and encodes 547 amino acids.